Molecule: messenger RNA, 993 nt
Organism: Cajanus cajan (pigeon pea)
Lineage: Eukaryota; Viridiplantae; Streptophyta; Magnoliopsida; Fabales; Fabaceae
Product: alpha carbonic anhydrase 7
Biological process (GO): one-carbon metabolic process
Molecular function (GO): carbonate dehydratase activity; zinc ion binding
Source: RefSeq, a predicted model, not a curated record
ACAAAAAUGGAUCGUGUCAUGGCUUUCCAUGUCUUUGCUUUCAGUUUAUUCACGGUGAUCGUUUUGCUCUUUCACCCGGCAAAGUGUGAUGAUGAGUAUAAUUAUGAUCUUUCAAGCAAGAAAGGGCCACUUAACUGGGGAAAUAUUAAAGAAGAAUGGUUUUUGUGUAAAAAUGGAACAAGGCAAUCCCCUAUCAACCUGCAGGGAAACAGGGUGAAUGUGGUGUUCAAUUCUUCAGGGAUUCAAAGAAACUAUCAACCCGCCAACGCCAACCUUAUUAGUACGGACCAUGACGUAAUGGUAAAUUGGACUGAGAACGCAGGAUAUAUUAUAAUUAACGGAACACAAUACCAACUCAUACAGUGUCAUUGGCAUUCUCCCUCUGAACACACAAUUAAUGGCAUAAGGUAUGAUCUAGAGUUACAUUUGGUGCAUAUAAGUUCAAAUGAAAACAUUGCAGUGAUUGGACUUCUUUAUGAGACUGGGAACCAAGAUCAGUUCAUAUCAACGAUAGAAGAUGAUUUAAGAUUGAUGGCUGCAAACAUAACCAAUAUAACACAACUAGGUGUGGUUGACCCAGAGCAGAUAGCAGGGAUAACAGGCGACAAAUAUUUUAGAUAUAAUGGUUCUCUUACAGUUCCUCCAUGCCAUGAAAAUGUUACAUGGACCGUUUAUACUAAACAGAACAAAACAGCUGGACGGGAACAAAUCAAGUUGCUUCAAGCAGCCGUCAAUGGGGAUGAAACGUACACGAAUUCUAGACCUUUGCAACAACUAAAUAAUCGCUCAGUGCUACUCUACGUACCUAAAGAUCGCGAAGGAUACUGAAGCAAGAAGUUGACAUUUAAUUUGACCAUGCAAAACAUAAGCAUAAAAUAAAAAUUGCUUCGCAACUCCAUUAAUAAUAAUAAUAAUAAUAAAAUGUUAUGUAUGCUAACAAGAAUAAUUAAUUAAAUAAUUAUUGUACUAACUUUUGUCUAAACCAUGUAUAUA